AUUCAGUAAUUCCUCUGUUGCUUGCGUGCGGAACGCUAACAAGUCAGUGACAAUAAGACAGCCCUUUCCCCUCCCCUUUUAGCAGAUAGUGAUUAGGUGCUACCUGACUCUGUCAACUAGAGCAUAGUACAGAAUAGAGACAUUGAAGAGGUGGACACAAGGUUCUUCAUCCUGAUAUAACCCAUUGGACAUACAGUCAUUAAUUGCCAUGGACAAGACAGUACAGUCCUUCCAGAUGCCUGGCCCUGUCGUCACCUUCCAGAACCUCUGCUACUGCGUUGAAGAAUGUAGAGGCCCAUGCAGAAGGAAAGGACCGGAAAAGGAGAUUCUUAAGGAUGUCAGUGGAAUCAUGAGACCUGGAAUAAAUGCCAUUAUGGGCCCCACAGGCAGCGGAAAAACCUCGUUGCUUGAUGUCAUUGCAGGCCGGAAAAAUCCUACAGGCUUGCGCUCUGGCCAGGUGCUAGUGGAUGGCAAGCCUGUGACAUCUGACCUGAGACUUAGCUCAGCAUAUGUGGUUCAGGAUGAUAUUCUGAUGGGGACUCUGACAGUCAGAGAAAACCUCACCUUCUCAGCAAACCUGCGUCUGUCUCGCAAGCAGUACUCUUCCUUAGACAAGGAACAGAAAGUCAACAAUGUCAUUAAAGAGCUGGGUCUCCAGGACUGUGCAGACACCAAGAUCGGGACGGAGUUUUUGCGGGGCGUGUCAGGCGGGGAGAGGAAGAGGUGUAGUGUUGGCAUGGAGCUCAUCACCUCUCCCUCCCUCCUCUUCCUCGACGAGCCAACCACUGGUCUGGAUGCCAACACCGCCAACUCUAUCAUCUCCCUACUGCACAGUCUAUCCAGGAAGGGGAAGACAGUCAUCUUCUCUAUCCACCAGCCAAGAUAUUCUAUUUUCCGGCAGUUUGAUCACCUCACCCUCAUGAACAAGGGAGAGAUCAUCUACGCUGGGGCUGCAAGCCAAGCUAUGGAUUACUUUGAGGAAAUGGGGUACCAGCGUGAGGAAUUUAACAAUCCUGCUGACUUCUUCCUGGACAUUAUAAAUGGAGACAUCGUCCCCACUCUGGACUUCAGAAAUGCAGGGCAGGCAGAGAGGAACCCUCUGGCCCUGCAGUACAGGCAGUCGGUGUACUGCAAUCAGGUGAUGGAGCAGCUGAAGCAGCUGUCGGGGGUGGUGGAUCCAUCUGUCUCUUCCAUCCAGGAGAAGGCCUCCUAUGUAACGCCCUUCCACUACCAGCUUAUGGUGUUAGUUGGCCGUACUGUGAAGAACACAUUGAGGAACCCACAGACCUCUUAUGCACAAAUGGCUCUGAACAUCACCUUUGCUGUUCUGGUGGGACUCAUCUACUAUCAGAUUCCCAAAACUCUGCCUGAGGCCCUGCAGAACAGGAUUGGAGCAUUCUUCUUUCUCAUCAUCAACAUGGUAUUUGGCAACUUGUCGGCAGUUGAACUCUUCAUCAAUGAGAGAGCACUCUUUAUCCAUGAGAACUCCAGUGGUUACUACCGCACAUCUGUCUACUUCCUGUCCAAGGUCUUUGCAGAUCUCCUGCCAAAUCGUAUCCUCCCAAUCUUCAUCUUCUCCAGUAUUUCCUACUACAUGAUGGGUUUGAAACCGAAUGCGGACGCAUUCUUCCUGUUUGCCCUAACCAUGUGUCUUGUCAGCUUGGCAGCCGUCGCUCUGGCCUUUCUGGUCAGCGCCAGCGUGGCAUCCUUCGCAAUGGCAAACAUUCUUAUUGCCCUGCCAUACGUCUUCAUGAUGGUUUUUGGUGGCUUCUUGGUGAAUCUGAACUCUAUGCUUAGUUGGUUAUCUUGGCUGAAGUGGGCUAGCAUUUUCCGCUAUGGUUUAGAGGCAGUGACUAUAAAUGAGAUGAAGGGGCAAGUGUUUUCCAUGGGUAACAUCACUUUAACAGGAGAGAUGUACCUGAAGGCUCAGGGCAUUGACUACAGUCUGUGGGGAUUCUGGCAGAACCAAGUGGCUCUGUUUGGCAUCAUGUUUGUGUGCAUGGUGCUGGCAUAUGUCCAAUUGCGCAGGAUCAACCGCUGGAAGUGAAGGGCAUCAGGAAUUAGGAUGUGAAGGUUUGGGGGGGAGCAGACACUUUAUCAACCGGACACUGCAUCUGUUACUGCCUAGUGUAACACAAAAAGCUUCUGUUCCUUUUAAUCCACACACAUUUUGUUCUCAUGGCCAAACACCCUCUGAUUUUCAGCUCUGCUUCAUCCAACUCAAUGUACAUCCUUCCAAUACCCAGCAAUUAAUUUCUGUCCCCUAUAGGGGACAUGAGUCUCUGGUCUUAAUCUCAAGAACCAUAUAUUCUACUACGCCAAAACUGACAUUCAAUAAAAAUAAAAGAAACAAUAUUUUUGAAAAUGUGUUUUUCAAAAUCCAAGGCACUUGUAUUAUGUCAAACAAAAAAAAAUCAUUAAAUAAAAUUUUUCUGUUGGGUCUCAGAAGGCUUAACUAUACCCUGUGUUCAGCUCCAGAAGGUUAUCCAUUGUGCUAUUCAGGUUAAAGGAAAAUUUUUAAAAUAGCUUUUUUUUGUCUUUUUGAAAAUGCAUAUUUUGGGGAUUUUUUUUAUAUGAAUGUGUUAAAAUUUCACUCCAAUGAUAAAUAUAUGAACAUCACACGUUGAAUUAAGGAGUUUUGUCAGUAUUAAGCAUUUCCAUUCUGUAUUAAUUUUAAUUUUGCUCCAAGUGCCUAGAUCAGGGGACCAGGGAUUGCCAUUCUCUGUGAAGCUCGCUAACUCCAGCGGUUGCCUGAGGUAUUGCAGUUUAGUAAGCCUCUGGUUCCAAAAACCAAAUCUCUCAUAUGAAGUCCAUUCAAAACUACAAAUUUACUAUGCUAUUUUAGACAGCACAUUUAAAUAAUAAAAUUUCUUCACACCGGACUACUCUCCUGGGACCGAAUGGUUUAAGCAAUUUCUGAGCCCCACAGAAGAUAAGAUUAUUUUCAUUUCUUUUUGGUCUGCAUCACAGCACAUUAAUGAACAUGAGGCUUUGGAUCCUUCACAUUUAGGUACCCAGUGUGCAUGCUCUGGUGCCAAAAAGGCCCAUAGUCAAACAUGGCAACCUCCAUGAACUGGCUUCAUGCGCCAAUGAGCAGCUAGCAUAGGAAUCCAAGGAACUGGUAAGCAGAAGCUGUCUACAGUUCUUGUAUAUCUGGAUGGCCCAGAUACUUCCAUAUAAAGACCUUGUGGGUAGCAUGAUGUCAUUAUGUAAUACAACUUAAUUGAAAACAGAGGACUGCACACUUGGAUAAUGGUCACACAUUCUAAAAUAGAGUAGACAAGGCAUUUGUGGCUAGGGCUCCAAGUUUAUUUAAUAAUUUUGUCAGAUUUUAUCAGGACCUCUGACCUCUUAUUUCAUGAUUUUAUGCGUGUUUUUUGUGUAAAGCUGUAUGUACACCAUGUAAGAAAAGGAUGGUAUAAAUAAAGUUGUUUCUGAAAUAAGAA
Anguilla rostrata (American eel) is the source of this 3446-nucleotide messenger RNA. RefSeq names its product broad substrate specificity ATP-binding cassette transporter ABCG2-like. Gene Ontology annotation, molecular function: ATP hydrolysis activity; ABC-type transporter activity; ATP binding. Gene Ontology annotation, biological process: transmembrane transport. Gene Ontology annotation, cellular component: plasma membrane. The transcript has 15 exons. The record is from RefSeq and is a predicted model, not a curated record. Bases 209 to 2047 code for a protein of 612 amino acids. Lineage: Eukaryota; Metazoa; Chordata; Actinopteri; Anguilliformes; Anguillidae.